This is a messenger RNA of Hemicordylus capensis (graceful crag lizard), 1611 nucleotides long. Its product is annotated as C-type lectin domain family 12 member A-like. The transcript has 9 exons. The record is from RefSeq and is a predicted model, not a curated record. Gene Ontology annotation, molecular function: signaling receptor regulator activity. The coding region runs from base 390 to 1376 and encodes 328 amino acids. Lineage: Eukaryota; Metazoa; Chordata; Lepidosauria; Squamata; Cordylidae.
UCAUUAGCAUUUCAAGAGGAGGAACAGGAACUUGGCUACACAUUUCAUCUAAAAACAAAUUAGCAUAUGCAUACAGCUUCCUUCAGGAAAUCUCCAGGACAAUUAGAUAUUUGGGUACCCUAGAAGAAUACCCUGCUCUGUGCUCCAUGCUUCUCCCUCCUCUGCUCAGCUCAGCUCAUCCUUGUCUCCCAGAGAUACUUAUUCCCACAACCAUGAACAGGCUGAAUCUCAGUACCAGAUGGUGCAGGGAUGAUGGCUGGCAACAGAGGCAAUCCAAAACCUACCACCUCUGUAUACUCUGUGCCUGGGCCAAAGAGGAAGAACUAUAUCAAAAGAAUUCAUAAAAACAAGAAUCCAUAAGAGAGGGAAAAGGAGUGAAAGAGAAAAACAUGAAUGAAAAGUUCAGAAGACACUUUUGGCGGAAGUCUGAAGAUGCCCUCUUGGAUGAGUUUAAAAGAAACUGUUCUUUGAUAAAGGAUAUUAUAUACGUUUAUUGUAUUGACACCCUGUGGGAAAACCAUCUCAAGUGCAUUGUUGGAAAUGGUGAUUCAGUUCCAAGAAAGCAGCAAAAACCAUACCUAGGUGAAGCUAUGACAGAGGAAAUAGAAUAUGCACAGCUGAAUUUUCACAAAUCUCAUGGACUAGAAAAUGUCCAUGAACUUCAUACUGUUGAAGUGAAAGAGCCAUUGAAACCAAAAGAGUUGCAGUGCAAAGAACCCUUUCAGGAUAUUCCCACAUCAUCCUUUAGAUGGCGCAUUUGUGCAUUGGUUGCAUUAAUUCUGUGUUUACUGUUACUGGUAGGCCUGCUAGUGCUGGGUAUUAAGUUUAUCCAGGUUACCAUGGACUUGCAGGUACAGCACAGAGACCUCCAGUUGGCUUGGGAAGAUCUGAAAAUGAAUUCAUCAAGGAAAAUCUUACACAUUAAAGCAAAUUUGUGCCUGGAAGGAGAGAAAGUGGACACAAACAGUGAUCUGAAGUGCACACUCUGUCCCACCAGUUGGCAUUUAUUUGGUGCCACAUGCUACUAUAUUUCAACAGGCAAGAAGACUUGGCAGGAAAGUAAGAAUUUUUGUUCCUCAUGGAAUUCCACCCUUUUGAUCCCUCAAGAGAAGAGCAGAAACUGGGUACAGAACACUUUCCAACAAACAAAUUUUUGGAUUGGAAUAUAUAAGGACAGAAGUGGCCAAUGGUUUGGGACUAAUGAAGUACCUUGCAGUAAAAAGUACCUUUCAAUGUCAUGGUUUUACCUCAGAAAUGUCAGGAAUCAGGAGGAAUGUGCCUACCUGUCCUCUUGGUAUGUCUAUAGCGAAACAGGAUGUCAUUCGGAAACGAUCCAUCACUGGAUAUGUGAGAAGGCAGCCUAUGAGUUGACUUAAGAAGAAGGUCUGACUAACAGGAUGUGUGCUUAUUAAGAAGCAAUAGUUUGUUGUUUGUUGUUGUUAGGAAAACUCUGCUGAAUUGGCUUCCCUGUUGAAAGGAGGGGAUUGCAUGAACCAUUCUAUCUAUAAUUUCGUUUAAAAUCUAAAACUUACUGUAAAUUAUAUUUAAAUGUUGUGCCUCACUGCAGGCUCCUUCAGAAAUGCAAAACAGAUAAAUAUUUUAAAAGAGUAA